Molecule: messenger RNA, 1251 nt
Organism: Punctularia strigosozonata HHB-11173 SS5
Lineage: Eukaryota; Fungi; Basidiomycota; Agaricomycetes; Corticiales; Punctulariaceae
Exons: 1
Coding region: 1-1251 (416 amino acids)
Biological process (GO): DNA replication, removal of RNA primer
Molecular function (GO): RNA-DNA hybrid ribonuclease activity; nucleic acid binding
Source: RefSeq, a predicted model, not a curated record
AUGGACGCGAUAAGCGGAAGCGGAGUCUGGAUACCAGACAUACCGAACGCAAGCAAGGCAGUUAGGGUGCCGGGAGACAAACACUCGAACCAGCGGGGUGAAAUCGCGGCGGUCCUUGUGGCACUACAGGCGAUGGCGCCCUUCGUGCCGAUACUCUUCAAAACAGACUCGAUGUAUGUGAUCGACGGCCUGACAACACACCUCCCAACAUGGGAGGAUAUAGGGUGGAUAGGGGUGGCGAACUCCGACCUGUUCAAGGCCACCGCGUUCCAUCUGAGACGACGUUCUGCGACAACGGACUUCGUCUGGGUGAAAGGCCACUCUGGAGAAGAAGGGAACGAGAGAGCGGACGUACUCGCGAAAGAAGGUACCAACAAAGACAGAGCUGAUACCCUAGACCUUAGUAUCCCCCCAGAAUUCGACCUUCGAGGAGCAAAACUAUCGGCGAUGACCCAAUCCCUGCUGUAUGAAGGGAUAAUGACUCACAAAGGAUUAAAAACCGUGCGCCCGGCAGCUCUAGCCCCACUAGAUAUGGCACGACACGCAAUUCAGAGGACCAAUGGAGUGAUGCUGGACGACGGAACCCUGUGGAAGUCGACAAAAUGCAAGGACCUCCGCCAGCCGGUAAGACAACUCCUAUAUCGUGCGAUGCACGGAUCCCAUAAGUUAGGGAAGUUCUGGCAGAAUGUCCCGGGCCUCACAGAACGGGAGGCAUGCGCCUACUGUGGAGAUGAGGAAUCGAUGGAGCACAUAAUGACGGAAUGCGGCAACGGCCCGAGGAAGGUCGUGUGGGACUUACUACACGACGCCUGGCCGCACCGCCGAGGAGCCCCGCCUGACAUCACACUCGGCCUCAUCCUUGGAUGCGGCGCAAUACAGAUCAAAGAGACAAACCAAGAGACAGGAAUUGACACACUCCGGACCAACCGAUCAAGACUGAUGAAAAUACUGAUAUCAGAAUCCGCGCACCUGAUAUGGACACUCCGGUGCGAAAGAACAAUACAAGACAGGACACACAGCGGAGAAACAAUACGGCGCAGAUGGGAACUAGCCAUACAAAGGCGGCUAGAAAGUGACCACACCAUGGCAUGCAGAACAGUACGCACGGCGUCGCAUGCACGGAAAGUGCAGGGAACAUGGGACGGAAUGCUCGCAAACGAGCAAGCGCUCCCGGAUGACUGGGCCAAACGCCGUGAGGUUUUAGUGGGUAUUAAGCUGCCGAGACUCCGCAGACCGGAGCCACCUUGGUAG